AUGUCUGCCGAGGAUCUUAAGAACCGCGGUAACGCCGCCUUCUCCGCGGGCAACUUCACCGAGGCCAUCGACCUCUUCACCCAGGCGAUUGACCUUGAUGACAAGAACCACGUUUACUUCUCCAACCGCUCC
Molecule: messenger RNA, 132 nt
Organism: Fonticula alba
Lineage: Eukaryota; Rotosphaerida; Fonticulaceae
Exons: 2
Molecular function (GO): Hsp90 protein binding
Source: RefSeq, a predicted model, not a curated record